UCUUGCACUCUCAUCAAAUCCAUUAUUUAUCAUAAUUAUCCUAUACACUGUCAAGUGUGAAGCAGCAUUUUACAAGUCUACAGUAGUUCUAAAGCAAUUUUCAUGCUUUUACAAUAAAGCAGAAAAUAUUUCUACAUUUAUAUAUAAUUCGAUGAUAUUUCCACGAUAACACAUAAUGGCUGGUUGUUACGACAAAUUAUCUUGGACGGAGGUGCGGGACUUGCUGAGAACUUGGAGGGAAGAUUCCGAACGACGGAGUAAAGAUGUUGUAGAUUUUUGGGAAAAUACAUUAAUGGGAAAGAUUGAUCGCUUAGGCAAUGAAAAAUAUCUGGUUCUGGAACAAGUAUGCGUUGCUGCAUUGGAUUGUUACCGCUUAUCAUUAGCUGAAUACUGCAUUAAAAUUUUAAUUCGUGCUUUUCCUGGCAGUUUACGUGUUCAUAAAUAUCAUGCCAUGCAUUUGGAGGCAUUAGAAAUGUAUGAUGAAGCAUUGGAAGUUUUGGAUUCUAUUAUAAAAAGAGAUGAGACUAAUGCGGCGCCAAGAAAACGCCGUGUUGCUAUCUUGAAAGCACGUGGACGUACUCCAGAAGCAAUCAAAGAACUUACAGAAUAUUUAAAAAGGUUUAUGAGUGAUCAAGAAGCAUGGCACGAGCUGUGUGAUUUAUAUUUGCAAGAACAAGAAUAUUCUAAAGCAGCCUAUUGCAUGGAAGAACUUAUAUUGCACAAUCCACAUAGCCAUUUAAUUUAUCAAAGAUAUGCGGAAAUAAAGUAUUCUCAGGGUGGAUUUGAUAAUAUGGAACUAGCAAAAGCAUACUUCUGCCAAGCUGUGAAGUUAAAUCCAAAUAAUAUUAGGGCUCUAUAUGGCCUGUUAUUGACAACAAAUAAUAUUGCGACAUCACCCAAAUGUCCUGCAUCUAAAAAGAAGGAAGCGAUGAAGCUGAGCGAAUGGGCUAGUAAACAAAUCGAGAAACAAUACGAAAGUAAAGUUUCGAAUGAAGAUGUUAAAAAUGUAGAGCGUUUACUAGGACAAUUGCAACUCGAAGCUUAGGUACUAUUAUUCAAGUUGAUAAUUUGUAUAUUUAUUUUAAUUUUGUAACAUAUGUAAAUGGCAUUUAAAGACAUGCUAAUAGUGAUUUCCGAAAGACCCUUGAGUACGAGAAAUUUUAGAUACGUUUUUUAACUUACGUAGUUAAAAAAAGUAACAAGAGCCACGAUUAAUAUACAUUAUAUAAACAGUAUUACCUUUAUUCUAUUUUUAAAUUAUAUAUGUUAUUUUGUUCUGAAUAAUUGUGCCUGAGAUAUCUAUAUACAAUGCAUAUGUUUAUAUAUUAGUUAAUCAAUUAAUGCGUAUUGUUCUCGAGUUUUAGAUACACUAUACGUAAUUAUCUUUUGAAUAUACAUUCAUUUCAAUAUCUUGGUGUAUAUGUUGUUAAGUAAAUGUAUUGAUCAUUGA
This is a messenger RNA of Linepithema humile (Argentine ant), 1450 nucleotides long. Its product is annotated as ER membrane protein complex subunit 2-like. Gene Ontology annotation, biological process: protein folding in endoplasmic reticulum. Gene Ontology annotation, molecular function: protein binding. Lineage: Eukaryota; Metazoa; Arthropoda; Insecta; Hymenoptera; Formicidae. Gene Ontology annotation, cellular component: EMC complex. The record is from RefSeq and is a predicted model, not a curated record.